AUGAAAUUGUCUCUCCGAGAACAACCCCCUCCUGAUUUUUCAAAUUCUGCAUCAAGCAGUGGCCAGUCUAGAGAUGAUCAAGAGACGGGCUCUGCUGAAAUGCCAAUCAGUGAAGAUCUUCCAUUGAGGAACAAUCUAAACCAUGCCCGUGAGGUAAUUGCGGAGAUGGUGGGGACUUUCAUAUUGAUGUUUUGUCUAACUGGGAACAUAGCAAACACUCAGUUGAUGAGUGGUGAAGUGGGGCUCAUGGAAUCAGCAGCCACGACAGGAUUAACAAUUAUAGUGGUGAUUUUCUGCAUAGGCCCAAUCUCUGGUGCACAUAUUAAUCCUGCUCUUACAAUAGCCUUUGCGACAUUUUGUGGUUUUCCAUGGUCCAAGGUUCCGCUUUAUAUAUUGGCUCAAACAGUGGGAUUUGUGUUUGGAGCAUUUGUCGGGAAGUUAGUUUACGGCAUAAAAUAUGAUGUUAUGACUACUCGUCCACUCCAAGGCUGCAGUUCUGCCUUCUGGGUGGAGCUCCUCGCAACUUUCAUUAUCUUCUUCCUUGUUGCAUCUUUGACAUAUGAAGCUCCAUCUAUUGGCAAUAUAUCUGGAAUUGUUGUUGGAAUAGUUGUUGGGCUUGCAGUGUUUAUUACAGGGCCUGUUUCAGGAGGAUCAAUGAACCCUGCAAGAUCACUGGGGCCUGCAAUUAUAUCCGGGAAUUUCAAGGACAUAUGGAUAUAUAUUACUGCCCCUAUAAUAGGAGCUGUUUCAGGUGGUCUUUUGUAUCGUUUCCUACGUCUUCGACAUUCAAAUUCCUCUCAGAACACCAAUCAAUUUAGUCACUCCUUAAUGUUCUUAGGAGUUAGAGCACAAGAUGAACAUGUCUGA
This is a messenger RNA of Pistacia vera, 867 nucleotides long. Its product is annotated as probable aquaporin NIP7-1. Gene Ontology annotation, biological process: transmembrane transport. Gene Ontology annotation, molecular function: channel activity. Bases 1 to 867 code for a protein of 288 amino acids. NCBI's taxonomy places the organism in Eukaryota, Viridiplantae, Streptophyta, Magnoliopsida, Sapindales, Anacardiaceae. The record is from RefSeq and is a predicted model, not a curated record. The transcript has 5 exons. Gene Ontology annotation, cellular component: membrane.